Neogale vison (American mink) is the source of this 2360-nucleotide messenger RNA. RefSeq names its product solute carrier family 22 member 8 (gene SLC22A8). Gene Ontology annotation, biological process: transmembrane transport. The transcript is spliced from 12 exons. The record is from RefSeq and is a predicted model, not a curated record. Bases 179 to 2005 code for a protein of 608 amino acids. Gene Ontology annotation, molecular function: transmembrane transporter activity. Gene Ontology annotation, cellular component: membrane. NCBI's taxonomy places the organism in Eukaryota, Metazoa, Chordata, Mammalia, Carnivora, Mustelidae.
CCUUAUAUAAGUCCCCCUGGGGGCAGGCACAAAAACAGCUCCUUGGAGCUGAGCUGCCCCAAGUGCAGCAGCUGCUGCCGGACCCUGGGAUUCGGCCACAUUCCACCGCCGGCCCCAGCGGAAGGAACGGGCCCCUACCAGCUACCAGGUGCCUUCCGGCAGCCCUUUUUCAUCCACCAUGGCCUUCUCCGAGCUCAUGGACCGAGUGGGCAGCAAGGGCACCUUCCAGUACCUGAACAUGGUCUUGCUGGGCCUCCCAGUCCUGGGCCUGGCCAACCACUACCUGCUGCAGAUCUUCACAGCGGCUACGCCGCCCCACCACUGUCGCCUGCCCCCCAACGCCUCCGCCGGGCCCUGGGGGCUCCCCAAGGGCCUGGAUGGGAAGCCUGAGACGUGCCUCCGUUUCAUAUAUCCGCCCAACACCAGCCUGCCCAACAACACCCAGGGGGCCACAGAGCCAUGCCUGGACGGCUGGGUCUAUGACCUCCACACCGUGGACUCCAUUGUGACCGAGUGGGACUUGGUGUGUGACUCCAGAAGAAUGAAAGAGGUGGCCCAGUCUGUCUUCAUGGCGGGGACACUGAUUGGGGGGAUCGUGCUGGGAGACCUGUCAGACAGGUUUGGCCGGAAGCCCAUCCUGACCUGUAGCUACCUGCUGCUGGCGGCCAGCGGUUCCGGCGCGGCCUUCAGCCCCAACCUCUCCAUCUACACCAUCUUCCGCUUCCUGAGCGGCUGGAGUAUCUCGGGCAUUGUCCUGAGUACCACCAUCUUGAAUGUCGAGUGCGUCUCCAUCCAGAUGCGGGCCAUCAUGUCAACUUUAAUGGGUUACUUCUAUACCUGUGGCCAGUUCAUUCUGCCUGGCCUGGCCUAUGCCAUCCCCCAGUGGCGCUGGCUACAGUUAACCGUGUCCAUUCCCUUCUUCGUCUUCUUCCUGUUGUCCUGGUGGAUACCAGAGUCUGUACGCUGGGUGGUCCUGUCUGGAAAAUUCUCAAAGGCUCUGAAAAUACUCCGGUGGAUGGCUGCCCUCAAUGGCAAGAAGGAAGAAGGAGAAAAACUCAGCGUGGAGGAUCUCAAAUUCAGCAUGCAGAAGGAGAUAUCCUUGGCCAAGGCCAAGUACAGCAUGGCUGACCUCUUCCGGACACCCAACCUGCGCCGUGUGACCUUCUGUCUUUCUCUGGUCUGGUUUUCCACUGGUUUUGGCUACUACAGUCUGGCUAUGAGUGUGGAAGAUUUUGGAGUCAACCUCUACGUCCUCCAGCUCAUCUUUGGUGGGGUCGACAUCCCGGCCAAGUUCAUCGCCGUCCUCUCCAUGAACCAUCUGGGCCGACACAUCACCCAGGCGGGUGCUCUACUCCUGGCAGGAGGGGCCAUCCUGGCUAUCACCUUUGUGCCCUCAGAUCUGACCCAGCCUGGGCAAAGUAUGGUGGUGUCUGGCCAGUGUGAGGGAUCGCUCUGGGAUGGAGCAUGGCCUGCUGACAUCGCUAAGCGGAAGGCGAGCUGGCAUGGGAAAACCACGGAGCUCAGCACUCAGGGAAGACCCCACAACCUACUCCCACCACGACCUUGGAAAAGCCACGUUUAUAUAGACGUUUACUUGCCAACGCUGAGGACAGUCCUGGCUGUGUUUGGGAAGGGCUGCCUGUCCAGCUCCUUCAGCUGCCUCUUCCUCUACACAACCGAGCUAUACCCCACGGUCAUCCGGCAAACAGGUAUGGGCGUAAGCAACAUGUGGACCCGUGUGGGAAGCAUGUCGGCCCCACUGGUGAAAAUCACGGGGGAGUUACAGCCCUUCAUCCCCAGUGUUAUAUUUGGGACCGUCACCCUCCUUGGAGGCAGUGCCGCCUACUUCCUGCCUGAGACCCUCAAUCGGCCCUUGCCAGAGACUAUUGAAGACGUGGAAAACUGGUCCUGGCAGGCAAAGAAACCAAAGCAGGAACCAGAAGCAGAGAAAGCAUCCCAGAAGAUCCCUCUGCAGCCUUGUGGACGGGGCCGGGACCCCAGCUGAAGACAGCAGAGCCCUCCUUUCCCUGCCCUUCCGAAACGAAUCCUAGCCAGGUCUUCGCCUGCCUCUGGGCUCUGGGGGCACCUUGGGAGGCCCUGUGCAGGUCCAUGCUCCAGCCCAAAGGUUUGACCACAGACCCUUCCCGUUCCCCACCCUUGUCCUCAUCCUCCCUCAGCUGAGGCCAUGUCAUUCUUCUGUCCAGCCCUUCCCCACAGGCCACCUUCCCCCACUGACCCAGCCCCCUUCCCCUGAAGUCCCCUUCAGCUCCCUGGCUCAAUCUUAAACAAAGAUAGCUUCCCUUUCUUGCUCCCCACCCCUUCCUUCAAUGGAAACGUUCAAUAAAUGGCAAUGAACUCAG